GGCGAGCGCGCGGCCUGCCGGGAGGCGGGGUCAGAGGUGACUUCCGGCAUUCCGUGGCCGCCGUUCGCCACACGCCGCGCCGGGCGCCUGCCGUGCCCCUCCGCCCGUCCCCGCCGCUGCCGCCCCUCGCCCCCGCCAUCAUGCAGGAGCUCAUCGCCAGCGUGGACCACAUCAAGUUCGACCUGGAGCUGGCUGUGGAGCAGCAGCUGGGCGCGCAGCCGCUGCCCUUCCCCGGCAUGGACAAAUCAGGUGCUGCUGUCUGUGAAUUUUUUUUAAAAGCGGCCUGUGGAAAAGGAGGCAUGUGCCCCUUCCGACACAUCAGUGGGGAAAAGACAGUUGUUUGUAAACACUGGCUACGCGGACUGUGCAAAAAGGGAGACCAGUGCGAAUUUCUGCACGAGUAUGACAUGACCAAGAUGCCUGAGUGUUACUUCUACUCCAAAUUUGGGGAAUGCAGUAACAAAGAAUGUCCAUUCUUGCACAUUGACCCGGAGUCUAAGAUCAAAGACUGUCCCUGGUAUGACAGAGGCUUCUGUAAACAUGGUCCCCUCUGCAGGCACCGACACACUCGAAGAGUCAUUUGUGUGAAUUACCUAGUAGGAUUCUGUCCAGAGGGGCCUACCUGUAAAUUCAUGCACCCUCGGUUUGAACUGCCUAUGGGAACCACAGAGCAACCACCACUGCCUCAGCCAACGCAAGCACAGCAAAAGAGGACACCCCAAGUCAUUGGAGUCAUGCAGUCGCAAAACAACAACACUGGGAACAGAGGCCCCCGGCCGCUGGAGCAGGUCACCUGUUACAAGUGUGGUGAAAAAGGUCAUUAUGCCAACAGAUGCACCAAAGGACAUCUGGCCUUUCUCAGUGGACAGUGAAAGAGCAGAGAGGAGAGUGCAAGGGAGCUAUUAACACUGAGAAAAGGUUUCCGCCUAGUACUAUUUCUUGAACUAUUGAUCAGGUUGUUUUUUUUAAUGCCAUUACUGAAAGAACUGGUCAGAGGCUGGCUGCUGCUAAGCAACAUUUUUGUAUUUGUCCACAACUUUUUUAUGUUUUAACCUUUUUAAAAUAGAUUUUGGCCUCCGCCUACUUUCAUUGAGCCCUGCUGAAAGGCAGAUUGAAAAGCGGAUAGAUAUGCAAACCCCUCACCAUUGCAGCAUUCUACGUAAAUACGUCUUACUCCAGUGUUUCUUUAAAGUGUUUUCCUUCUACCACUGCUCUUUGGGGAACCUGCAGCCUUUCAGCCCUCCCUGUGGAAGCAGGAAGACUGAUUGGGAGAACUAAUACUUGAAAUGCCUUCCCUUCAGUGAGGAAGCAGUGAUAUGGCUGUCCUGUAGCUCUGAAAAAGCAAGCUCAUGUUCCUAGGUCCAGUCUGUUGCAGUCAGUGAGCUUGUCCUGGUAGCUAACUUAACGCCUCACAUACACCGGGAUGUAAGCCUCUCGUCCAAUUGCUUAGUUUCUGUGCUUCUUACUAUACUGAAGGUUAGAAAUUAAUCUUCUGCCUGAGAACCAAUCAGGAUGGAGUGGGGAGAAUAAAUUGGCUCUAUGGUUAGCCAAAGUAUGAGGAGCAAUGACCGUAGGAAAACUUAUUUAUGCUCUUUUUCCAUUUGGAAAAAGCAGGUAGGGAAAUGAACAUGGUUUGAAGCGUAGGAAUAAAAGAUAGUUGUUUCAGUCUCCCCUCAGUCAUUCAGCUCGCACUGACCAGGUAUUUCUAUAGCCUAGAGAAUACCAAGAAGUGGAGCUGUAUAUUCUUAUGGAAUGCUGCUUUUAAAAGUGGUGGAGCAUCCUUCUGAGAGUGUACUCCUGCAAGCCAAAACCCAUUAAUUUUUUGAGAAGACUAUUCAAAAGGGCCAAUGAUAAAAUGUGAAUUAAAAAAAAUUGCACCUACAAUGUGAGCCUUAUUGAUUCUAACCCAUCUCUCAUUUGCUGACUGCCUUUAUACUUUGUUUUUAUUGAAAUGUACUAUUGCAAAAAGUUGGCUGUGAAA
Messenger RNA from Dromaius novaehollandiae (emu), 1981 nucleotides. RefSeq names its product cleavage and polyadenylation specific factor 4 (gene CPSF4). NCBI's taxonomy places the organism in Eukaryota, Metazoa, Chordata, Aves, Casuariiformes, Dromaiidae. Gene Ontology annotation, molecular function: RNA binding; zinc ion binding. The coding region runs from base 141 to 872 and encodes 243 amino acids. The record is from RefSeq and is a predicted model, not a curated record. The transcript has 8 exons.